UCUAUCGUUAGCAACACGAACAACGGGCAAAUACUUCUUUUUCUCAAUUGACUGCGUGCGCAAUAAUGGUGGUGUGUUCUGGGGUGUAGAAUAUACUUAUUGCACUUGAAAUCGGCACUGUAGGGACCUUUUUAAGUGACACUUAAUCCUGUCGUAUAGUUUUUCUUAAAUACUUAGUGUAGCUUUCAUAUCUUUUUUAAAUAUCAUACAAAGCUAUAACACGUCUGCUGUGGGUAAUCAGUUCGGUAUUUCACUUAGCUACUAUAUUUUCGUACAUCGCUCAGUACAAUGCUAUGUGUUCAAUGGUGGACUUCUAGUGAUAAAUAAAAUAACCUGGAGACAUCGUUGAUCUGCUAAAAUCCAGCUUUGGAUGCAGGGGUUGCGUGGGAGAGUCUCGCGGGAACCCCGCGCCGCCUAGCCGCCCGUACAUACGGCGGCGUGGCUGCGCCGGAUUAGCUUAUACAGUAGCGCGCACCGUGGAGUCGUACAAGGACCUACUGUUGCGGAGGGUGCGGUGGCAACAUGGACGCCAGCAAGUUGGAGGAUUCCAGGUUGGACGAGCUCAUCAACAGACAGCGGCAGGCUACGAGGGUUUUCAAGAAGAGCUCUCCAAAUGGCAAGAUAACAGUGUAUUUAGGUAAAAGAGACUUCGUAGACCACAUCACACAUGUAGAUCCUAUCGACGGGGUGGUCCUGAUCGACCCCGAGUACGUGAAAGACCGCAAGGUGUUCGGCCACGUGCUCGCCGCGUUCCGUUACGGUCGCGAGGACCUCGACGUGCUGGGGCUCACCUUCCGCAAGGAUCUGUACCUGGCCGCCGAACAGAUCUACCCGGUGGUGGGUGGUGGAGGCGCGGCACGACGGCCGCUGACGCGGCUGCAGGAGCGGCUGGUGCGCAAGCUGGGCCCGGCCGCGCACCCGUUCUACUUCGAGCUGCCGCCGCACUGCCCCGCCUCGGUCACGCUGCAGCCGGCGCCCGGCGACACCGGCAAGCCGUGCGGCGUCGACUACGAGCUCAAGGCGUUCGUCGCCGACUCACAGGACGAUAAGCCGCACAAGAGAAAUUCGGUACGAUUAGCCAUCAGGAAGAUAAUGUACGCGCCGAGCAAGCAAGGCGAACAGCCGUCCGUUGAAGUCUCCAAGGAGUUCAUGAUGAGUCCCAACAAGUUAUACUUAGAAGCAUCCCUUGAUAAGGAGCUGUACCACCACGGCGAGAACAUAGCUGUGAAUGUGCACAUCGCAAACAACUCGAACCGGUCGGUGAAGCGGAUCAAGGUGUCGGUGCGGCAAUUCGCCGACAUAUGCCUGUUCUCCACCGCGCAGUACAAGUGCACCGUCGCGGAGGCCGAGAGCGAAGAAGGGUGUCCCGUGGGCCCCGGGUUCACGCUGAGCAAGGUGUUCACGCUGACGCCGCUGCUCGCCAACAACAAGGACAAGUGGGGGCUCGCGCUCGACGGCCAGCUCAAACACGAGGACACCAACCUCGCUUCCAGCACGCUAAUUGCAGAUGCAACGCAGCGUGAAAACCUAGGUAUCAUAGUACAAUACAAAGUCAAGGUGAAACUGUGUCUCGGACCUCUUGGCGGGGACCUGAGCGCGGAGCUGCCGUUCAUCCUGAUGCACCCGAAGCCGGAGGAGGAGCCGGCGCGGCCGCUGCCCGAGCCGCCGCGCGUCGACCACGACCUCAUACAGCUCGACCCGCAUCCGGACGAGAAUGGGCAAGAGCAAGACGACGAUAUAAUAUUCGAGGACUUCGCGCGGCUGCGGCUCAAAGGCGGCGAGACUGACGCCUGAGCGAUUCUGCCCCCGCUGACCCCACCGCCCCCGCCGUCGCUCACUGCCCCUGUUGACCUGCCCCCGCCGGCCCUCGACUGCCCCUGUCGACCACCACCAAUUUCUGACACGGGGAUAUAUACGCGACGCGUCUCUUUACGCUAUAUAAUGGUAGAAUUUGUGAAAUAUGAAAUUUUAUACGGGUUAAAAAUCGCAAGACCUUAAUGUGUGUACGUACGUACGUGUGGAUACGAAUUAUUAUAGUUCAGUGGUAUAUCAGUACUGUUAGGUUGGAUCGAGCACACGAGACAUCCCGGAGAACUAUUAUCACAGUAAACGCCGAUAAAAGGCGAGUGGAUCGUUGUUUUGUGAUAAAAUAUGUCUUCUAUUAUGCUGAUUUAUACAUAUUAACAAUAGACCGAGUGAUGGACUUCAAAGUGUCUUCGAUGUUUUUGAAUAUAGAAUCUUGGUUGUUGAACAAAUAGAUUAAAUUCUAGUACUGUCACCAAACACCACAGUAUAAUUUCAGUAAAAAAGUCUUCAUAUUUAUCGUUUUUUGUUACUGCAUAGAUACUUUCGUAAUUAGAGAUUGGUACUGCGAUGAAUGGAACAUAGGAAGGUCUUAUAGCUCGAUGUGUGAUAGUGAACAAACUUUAACCAAUAAGACAUUCUGUCCAAUGAAUGAACGAUUCUUGUACAUUAUAUAUAUUGGAGGAUUUGACUAUUCACAAUAUUGUUAUGCUUCGUUCACAUUUAACGGAAAUGUCCGGUCCGCAAUAGACCUUAUAUAUAGUUAUAAAAAAAUUUAUAAAAUUAUUACAAUUUUAGAGUCCGACCGAACGGACAGUUCCGUUAAUCAUGAGAAGCACUAACAGAAAUAUAAUACAGAAUUUUAUAUUAUAUUCAAUGUGUAUUGUACUUCAAAAUUUAUUUUAAUAGUAAUGUAUUAAUCAAAUUGUUCAAGUACAAUAUUAUUUCUGUCAAUUUAGUUUUGUAGAUAUCACAUUUCCAAUAUUGAGUAUCGUUUCCUAUAAAUAGAUAGUACAAUAUGGCCGAAAGCAUGCAUUUAGUAAAUUAAUGGUGUCUUUUUUCUUUUGUAAUUCUGUAAUAUUAAUAAUGACGGUAGCGGUGUACGUAUGUAAUUCAAUAUUGUUGAUGUUGGAAAAUAUUAUUCACUACACUAGCAUUGGUUUAACUUGACGAACUGUUCCCGUACCGUAAAUGAGGUAUUAUAUAAAAUAUAUGAUGGAAUGGGGUAAUUAGUUCGAAACCCACCUAUUUAUGAAAUUGAACUAUUUCCCCCAAAGAAUAUAGUCGAAAUCCGUUUACAAAAUUAGCUUGACGAAGUGCAGCAAUGUCUCAAUUAAGUGCUCAUUUUUUUUAAAUAAUUUAAUAAUUAUUAAUGUUUCUAUUUGAUUAUUUAAAAUGAUAGUGAACUAAAACGUUAAUCAUUCAAUAAUAUACUUACUAAAUGGUCACUGAAAAUUGGAAUUUUGAUGACAAAAGGAUAUUUGAAAAAUUCCAAAGCAGAAGACGAAGUAGUUGCAAAAUUUUUAGUGUUUUAUUAUUAUUUAUAAGCAAUAUAUUCUGUAAAUAACGUUUUAGCACUUUUUAAAUAAUCAAUCAGAAACAAUAAAGAAUGUUAAAUUAUUUUUUUAAAUUUAUAAAUAAUUGUGACGUAACUACAUUUUAUUAAAAUUAUUAAGCGCGUUCACUUUUUAUAUUUUUAUAAAUGUGAAAGUGAAUUCGUUUAUGAAUUGUAUUUGAUGCUGUAACGUUUUCGACUAAUCACCACAAUAUAUUUUGUAUAAAUCUACGUAGUUUGAGGAUGGAGAGCAUAUAAUUCCUUUUAUACAGUCGGUCCAAUAUGCUCUGUAUAUAUUUGUCAACGUUUGUCAAAUUAUUGUACCAUGUUAGUGUAGUAACUGUACCAUUAUUAUAUUAGUGGCGGUAGGCUCGCGGUCGUUCACACACGGGGUCUAGAAUAUUCUCCGCCUGUGGCCUUCGAAACUGAAUUUAAAACAAUUCUCUAGAUGAAUUAUAAUAUCGUGAAACAUUAUAAAAUUUUAUUAUAUGUUGACAGUGUGCCGCCCCGCGCGUCGGAACUAUCUCGUAAUGAUUUAUUCAUCGUAUUCUAUAUCUUUACAAAAUUAAAUACUAAUUUACUAAUGAGUUCGGCCAAUGCGUGGAAGCGAUGUUGUCUGGUCUUAGUUUAAUACCGCAAGUUAAUUAACUACUCUGUGUAUAUGCUUAUUACACAUAUCUUCAUUAGAUUAUCAUAAGUUACUUAGUUUAAAAAAUUUGCCAGAGAAAUUCUAUUUUCUAUACUUCUUAUGGUGAAUGGGCACCUAAACGCGCGGCACGCACCGCAAACUCAAUAAAAUUAAUUACUAAUUAAAUAUGUGAACAAGACCAACAGUAAAUUUGAUAACUAAGUCUUGUUUAGGUUUUACAUUCAGUUCUAGCCACAAUUUUAUCGAAUCUUAAACGGCUCUUAAAUAUGUAAUGAUUAACUCGUUACAUAUUAAAAAAAAAACGAUAGAUAAAAAUGCAAGUUUUUUUUUCAUAUCAUUUAAGCGUUUAUAAACACAUCUUUUUGUUCUGUCUGUGCCUAUGACAAUACUGAGUAGGUAGUCUUUGAUACUGUCACUUUCUAGGGAUAAUAUUCAAUAUACAUCAUCACAAUCUGAUCCUGUUUUUGCCAAGAUCAGUAGUGUGAGUAACAGCUUUCACACAGUACACACAUUCCUCCAGAAAUGAUGACUUGUUUCAUACUACAUACACAAGUAUCAUAUUAAUCUUACAUUAAUUUUUAAUUGUAUAUUUUAUAAAAUUUGGGGUUUGUUCAUACUAGCCUUGUAAUUUAUACAUUAAAGAUGCCAGGUCUAGAAAUGCUACUAUGAAACAACCCUUAAAAACAAUUCAACAUCACAAUUUGUAAGGCGGUUGUAAAUGUGAUGUUUAUAUAAAUAUGUUGAGUAUAUUAAGCCUUUAAUACUAUCGAUUUGUUAUGUGUUUUAUUGAGUCCGUCGUCGUGCUGGCUGCCACACUCGGCAGCUAAGGGCCAGUACACAUGUCUUAUGAUAACUACUCUGUGACAAUGUACAUUUGUUUUGUUGUACAGUAAAUACAUAGGUGUGUAAAUUAUGUGGCAUGUUUACUUGUAUAUUAAGCUUUAUAAUGCACAAAAGUAUUUUAAUUUUAACACCUCGGUGUAAGCAACGAGCCAUAGACAAUUAUCACGUUUUUAGGCAGUAUAGACUGAAACAGGAAUGUGCACAACUCAUUUAGUACUUUGUGAUAAUAUUAUUAAAGAUAAUCUGUACAUAUACAAAUACUUAUGAACUGUUAACAUUCAUGGUAAUUAUUAUAUUGUUGUUGGUGUAUUCCAUAUUUGCUCAUGAAUUUGGAAAUUAAAUAGAUAUAAUUAUCAAUACCGGCGAAUAGCUUGAUCAUAAUUUUAAUUAUGCCGUAACAGUUUUACAUACAAAAGCGUCUGCUGUGCAAACUUCAUUGUUUAUGGUUUUUUUUUUUUUUUUCAAGUUGUUUGCUGCAAACUGUACCAAGUUUUAUAUGUAAUACUUAAUACCUAUAUAUUUUUAUGUGAGCUUGUUAUUUGUACCGAGGUAAUUUUAAUGCAUAUAUACUAAUUUUACAAUGCAUUAUCCUAAAUAUUUGUUUUUGUUUCUAUGAAGUUGUAUUAUUUAUGUAUUGUAAGGUAAGUAUUAAAUGGAAAUAAACAAUUUGUAAUAAUGCAAUUAAGAACAAAAUAAAAGACGAAACUGAAUUUACAGCCAAUAGGUAUAUUUAUUAUGGCCUAUUUUGGCGAUGAUCUAAGUACAAUUAGCCAAUUUAAUAUAUAAUAUAGUUUUCAGAGGCUACCUUGUUUUAUUCCUGUUUUUAUUUUACAUGCACACUUUAUUAAUAAACGUUUUGGAUACCACUUGGCUGUAAACCAACCCUCUUAUUUAGUAUUUAUUCUUUAUCUAAACAUGUGAUGAACUAAGUAUUGUAGCCGCAUUAAGAGAAAUGUUUUUGCAGCCACUCAAGUUUUACGAGAUCUUACGCAGAAAGUUAAAAAAAAUAAAAAAGAAAAUUCGCACAUACUUUUAUUUAAUUUUACAUCGAAAUCUUUUUGAUGUAUACUUUUUCAAUAAAUAUGUAAUCAAAAUUGAA
Molecule: messenger RNA, 5949 nt
Organism: Galleria mellonella (greater wax moth)
Lineage: Eukaryota; Metazoa; Arthropoda; Insecta; Lepidoptera; Pyralidae
Gene: krz
Product: arrestin red cell
Exons: 13
Coding region: 523-1794 (423 amino acids)
Biological process (GO): G protein-coupled receptor internalization; signal transduction
Cellular component (GO): cytoplasm
Molecular function (GO): G protein-coupled receptor binding
Source: RefSeq, a predicted model, not a curated record